Messenger RNA from Spodoptera exigua (beet armyworm), 981 nucleotides. The record is from the annotation of a GenBank genome assembly. NCBI's taxonomy places the organism in Eukaryota, Metazoa, Arthropoda, Insecta, Lepidoptera, Noctuidae.
AUGGAAUCCGGAUAUCAUCUUUUAGUCACUUCUGGGAACGCAGAUAAUAGGAAAGCAAACGAGCAGACAGAGCAUCUGGACACAGCAAAUGAAAAAUGUCCUCAAGUCCUCGCGCUAGGCAAGGCGCGAGGCUGCGCGGGAGAGGGCUGCUCUCGCGCCGGCCUCGAUGUGCCGCCGCCUUAUAUGGCGCUGGCGGCCAACGGGCUCUGCGGCGACUUGCAACAGACCAGGAGCAUUCCCAGCGCGGUGCAAAGGACGCCGCCGAGGACGGCGCGCAAGAACCAGCCGAAUACUGGUCGCGGUUAUUUUAAGGAACAGACGAUUCUGCGAAGCCACGCACGCGAUGCACGCAGUCAUCAACAGCAUGCAGCAGUUCAUGCCGCCCCCUGCUCGGUGCAGGGCAGUAACGUCGCAAGCAGCGGAGCUGGACUCACCUGCGUGGGGAGCACCGUCUCCCGGCCCAGGGGUAUCGACAUUUUGCUAGCGGCGCCGCCGGCCGCGCCCCGGCGCCCGCCCGCGCCGCACCAUCCACCGACCCGCCACUACGGGCCGCACGCCCGCUCGUCGGCUCCCACCGACGCUCACCACAAACAAGAAAAACACUUUCCCGAUAACGCGAUUUUCCACGACUUUACAGGACUCCAGCACCUCACUUUUGAGCAGCCACCCCGUGAGGCGCGAGUGUGCGACUGGCGCGCCGCCACCGGGCCGCGGCCGUCGCGCGCAUCGCUCACCCCGCGCGAGCGAGACCCUCGCACCUCGGUCGGUACGCUCGCGAACGCAAUCGUAUGGGGUCGCGGCACAGCCUCCUUCAUCUCAGGCGGUACGCUCAGAAUCCUUACGGCUGAUCACAUGGACACGUGCCGCGGACACGGGCGUAGUGCGGUUAUCGAGCGCGCGUACACAUGCGCACUGGGCAACACUAUCACCGUCGUGGCCCAUUCAUUUGUACAGGUCUUGCCUCGAGUAGCGCACACCUGA